Molecule: messenger RNA, 339 nt
Organism: Phytophthora nicotianae INRA-310
Lineage: Eukaryota; Oomycota; Peronosporomycetes; Peronosporales; Peronosporaceae
Exons: 2
Coding region: 1-339 (112 amino acids)
Source: RefSeq, a predicted model, not a curated record
AUGGCCGGCGUCUCGACGUCUCGCAUCUACGCUACUAUGCUCAUCCAGGAAGAGUCUACGAUGUUGAUCCCCAAGGACAUCGCCAACGCGAAGGCUGCAACUCGCUCUAAACUGCUUGCAAACAGAACAAGCAACGAAGCUCUGUUCAAGAUGUUGGACGAUAAAGGGUUCUACUACUGCUACGAGAUCGAUCCGGAGUCCAACCGCCUCAUCUAUUUGAUGUGGGCACAUUCUGCAACCACGAAGCUGAGCCGAGACUUCAUGGAUCUUUUGAUCCUAGAUUGUUUCUUAUAUGAAACGUUUGGCGACGACCAAACAAAGGACUCCAAACUGAAUUAA